AUGGCGGAGACCAAAAUCAUCUACCACAUGGACGAGGAGGAGACGCCGUACCUGGUCAAGCUGCCCGUAGCUCCCGAGCGCGUCACGCUGGCAGACUUCAAGAACGUGCUCAGCAACCGGCCGGUGCACGCCUACAAAUUCUUCUUCAAGUCUAUGGACCAGGACUUCGGGGUGGUGAAGGAGGAGAUCUUCGAUGACAAUGCCAAGUUGCCCUGCUUCAAUGGCCGGGUGGUUUCCUGGCUGGUCCUGGCUGAGGGCGCUCACUCGGAUGCAGGGUCCCAGGGCACUGACAGCCACACGGACCUGCCCCCACCCCUUGAGAGGACAGGCGGCAUUGGGGACUCCAGGCCCCCCUCCUUCCAUCCAAAUGUUGCCAGUAGCCGGGACGGAAUGGACAAUGAGACAGGCACAGAGUCUAUGGUCAGUCACCGGCGAGAGAGAACCCGACGUCGAAACCGCGAUGAAGCUGCCCGGACCAAUGGGCACCUGAGAGGGGACCGGAGGCGGGAUCUGGGACUACCUCCAGACAGUGCAUCCACUGUACUGAGCAGUGAGCUUGAAUCUAGCAGCUUUAUUGAUUCUGAUGAGGAGGACAAUACGAGCCGGCUGAGCAGCUCUACAGAGCAGAGCACCUCCUCUCGGCUAAUUCGUAAGCACAAAUGUCGUCGUCGGAAGCAGCGCUUGAGGCAGACAGACCGGGCAUCCUCCUUCAGCAGCAUCACAGACUCCACCAUGUCCCUGAACAUCAUCACCGUCACUCUCAACAUGGAGAGGCACCACUUCCUGGGCAUCAGCAUCGUGGGCCAGAGCAACGACCGGGGUGAUGGCGGCAUCUACAUUGGAUCCAUCAUGAAGGGCGGGGCUGUGGCUGCUGAUGGCCGCAUUGAGCCAGGCGACAUGUUGCUGCAGGUGAAUGAUGUCAACUUUGAGAACAUGAGCAAUGAUGAUGCUGUGCGGGUGCUUCGGGAGAUUGUAUCCCAGACAGGGCCCAUCAGUCUCACAGUGGCCAAGUGCUGGGACCCAACCCCUCGGAGCUACUUCACCAUCCCAAGGGCUGACCCAGUGAGACCCAUCGACCCGGCUGCCUGGCUGUCCCACACAGCAGCACUGACGGGUGCUCUGCCCCGCUAUGGUACGAGUCCCUGCUCCAGCGCCAUCACACGCACCAGCUCUUCCUCACUAACCAGCUCAGUGCCUGGUGCCCCACAGCUUGAGGAGGCACCACUGACUGUGAAGAGUGACAUGAGUGCCAUUGUCCGCGUCAUGCAGUUGCCAGACUCAGGACUGGAGAUCCGCGACCGCAUGUGGCUUAAGAUCACCAUUGCCAAUGCUGUCAUUGGGGCGGAUGUGGUGGACUGGCUGUACACACAUGUGGAGGGCUUCAAGGAACGAAGGGAGGCGAGGAAGUAUGCCAGCAGUAUGCUGAAGCAUGGUUUCCUGAGGCACACAGUGAACAAGAUCACCUUCUCUGAGCAAUGCUACUAUGUCUUUGGUGACCUGUGCAGUAACCUCGCAUCCCUGAACCUCAACAGUGGCUCCAGUGGAGCCUCAGAUCAGGACACACUGGCCCCACUGCCCCACCCAUCUGUACCCUGGCCCUUGGGUCAAAGCUACCCCUACCAGUACCCAGGACCCCCGCCCUGCUUCCCACCUGCUUACCAGGACCCUGGCUUCAGCUAUGGUAGUGGCAGUGCUGGGAGUCAGCAGAGUGAAGCUAAGCUGCUUCCGGAUUCAGGUGUGAGGGCCAGUCCAGAACUGACCCAGGCUAGGGCUCAGCCAGGAAUGGAGAGGGCUGGAUGUUGCCUACCUCCUGAGUGUCCUCUGCCUGCUGUCUUUCUUGUUCUGUCCUGAUACACACAUACAUGCCCAGCCUUCUAUUCCUGGGAUGCCUGGACGGGGUGCUGAGUGAGGGCCUAAGGCUGGGCAUGUUCAGGCAAGUAGUACGUUCUGGCCUCCCAGGGUCUGCCUGGGGAAUUCCUGAAUUCGAAGUAUGGCUAUGGAGUCCCAAAGAAACUUUUGUGGGUCAUUUUCUAAGAUAAUAGAGCCUGAUCACCUUGGCAGGUCUUAGGUGGGCAUAACAGGAUCAAGGAUGAUCAUGCUUUUGAGGGAUAGGUGGGCUCAUAGGGUCCAUCUUGUGCACUGCAGGCCUUGGGGGGGUCACUGUGAGGCUAAGGUCAGUGGAGUCCGAGUCUAUAGUUAAGUGUCUCAAGUCUUAGGUUGAGGUACUAUUUGGGGGUUUGUUGGCUUAGGAGAUUUCUGGUAGGGCUAGGUUCACUAAAGGUAAGGUCAUUGGGUCAGGGAUCAUUCAUUCUGUUCCUGAGUAGUCUCACCACUACUGCUGUUCCCAUCUGCUGCUUCCUUGGGGCUCCUUCCCAGGAAGAACUCCUGGGUGUUGAGCUUUGGCAGCCACAGAAGCACAUAGCACUUGGGCAGGUGGAAGGUGGCCAGGAUGCCCAGGGCACAGAAUAGGAUAGCACCCAUCUGCACAGCUGGCUGGUAGGCCACCUGCACAUUGGCCAGGAGGGGCACAAAAGAGACCCAGGUGAUGAAAUAAGUUAGCAUGGCAAAGGUGAGGCCACGGGCACGGUUGUAGCGACCAGGCUGGCUCUGUACCAGGAAAGUGCCCAGAAAGCAGAGGAAAGCUAACAUUGCAUUGGUGAUGUGCACCAAGCCCAGGCUGACCCAGGAACGCAUGUGGCAGUGCUCCAGUACCUCCGUGGGCAGCACUGACCAAUCUGUCACCACUUCUGGUGGGAAAGCUAUCAAAUACCAGGCACACAGUGCUGCCUCCACAAAAGUGGCCAAUAGUACCACCAGCCAAGCCCAGGGUCCCCGAAGGUAGCUGCAUAGCCAGUUUGCCCAAUUCUGUGGCAACUCAGACUCCACAAAGGUCUCAGCUGCUUGCAGGAAGAGUGUACUCAGGCAGCCUGUGAGAGGGAGGUGAGCCAUUGGUUGUUGCGCAAGACAGCUGGCAGAGCUUGGGCGUCCUGGGAACAGAAGGACACUGAGGCAGAAGAGGCCUAGGCAGAUCAGGCCAAAGCAGAACAGUGACCCACCUGAGGCCUGAACAAGAGGGCUGUCCCAGUAGUGGACGAAGAGCCCUAGAGCAGCCAGUGCUAGGCCCAGCACCAGGCAAAGCAGCAGGAGUAGUGACAGCACAGCUGGCUCCCCCCAAGCCAGAAACUUGGGCCUGCGAGGUAAGCAGGUUGUGCUUUUCUCUGGGGACCACUGGUCCUGGUUACAUGGAGUACAGGCGAAGUCAUCUGUCAUGGGGAAAGAAAGGAAGGCAAUGUGGGGACUGGUGAUGGGAGACAGAACUCCCCAGUUGGCACCCCACAGUAACUGCCUCAACAUUAGCCCUGGGGGAGGGGGCUUGCCACUUGCCAGACUAGUAUGCUUCUGUCCCCUAGCCCAGCUAUGCAGACUAUCUAGGGAACAUGGUUCACCUGGAUGCUUCCGGUAGCUGCCUGCCUUGCAGUCCACACAGUCAUAGCAGCAGGAAUGAAAGCCCUUUACUCUGCGCACCUGGCCAUCUUUGCACUGGCGGGAACACUGGGAGACUGGCACCUGGACAUGGAGCCUUGGGUUAGGCUCCCCUUGGCUAGCACUGACCCAAGACCCACAAGCUUCUACUCACCAUGCUUUUUGCCUAUUUUGUCCUUACCUGGUUGCCUGGCCAGUACAUUUUAGAGUGCUGCAGCUGAAGGGUGCCGUUGAAGGUGCCUAUAGUAUGUAAUACAGGUGUAGGGCUCUGCCACACCCACAUCUUCAGGUCAUAUUCCAUGUCUACAUUUCCUUCAGCAUCAAACUGCAGUGUCAAGUCUCGAGCAUGGAAACUCAUAUUGUACAUGUUCUCUAGGAGCUGUGAAGUGGAGUCAGGGUAAGGCUGACCCAUGAGCAUCUCCAGUCAUGACAAGAUUUGACUGUACCCAGGAGCAGGCAAAACCCAGCAAAAAAAAAAAAAACCCUACCCUUACCUGCCAGGGUUGAACAUGCUCUGAUGUGUGGCAAUGUGAGACAUUGCACUGUAGGGUGUUGUGAAGGGCUUGAGCCACACUGUACACAGCUGCAUAGGUUGCAAAUAUUUGGUGGUGCAACUGGCCAGCUGAUAGGUUUUGCAACAGCCCAGAUGAUAAGUUCUGCAGCAUGAUAUAGUCACAUUGUGGACAGCGUUGCCCCAUCACAUGUUCCUCCAGAUCCAACUCAGCUUUCAGUGAGGCACAGAAUGUUGGGUCAGCGGCCAGGGCAAGGUGAGUCUCCACAUAAUGGGAAAAUUCAGGCAAUAGGGCACCCCUCUGCAGAAACCCAAGCACAGUACCUACCCGGGCAAUAUUGGGAAGUGUCAUGACCAGGUCAGAAGUCAGCCAGGACUCACUGGCCACCCAUACCUUGGGUGAGAGGCCAUGAUGGAUGCUGUAGCUAAAAAGGGAGUAGACAGCACGGGCAGAGGCAAACAGCACCACCACUUGUACUUUACUUUGGUUCACUUGGCGUAGCACAUCCAACACCUUGCCCAGCUGUUGGCCACUAGUGUCAUGUUGUGGCACCAGGCCUUCAUGUGCAAUGCAGAUACCUCGUGCAUUGGCCAGACCAGAAAAGAUGCUCAGGCCUUCCCGGCCAUAGUCAUCAUCACUACCUAGGGCAGCCACCCAGUUCCAGCUGAAAUUCUGCAACAGAGUCACAACCGCCUGCAGCUGCACCCGGUCACUGGGCACUGUGCGGAAGAAGGAUGGAAAUGUUUCCCGGUCACUUAGCCGAUCCAUGCUGGCACUAUAGCUGACCUGUGAUGAUCAAGAAGCACUUCCUGAUAUGAGAGUUCAAUGGGUGCAGUUGGUUGAAGGAACACAAAGGAAGUGGGCUCACCUGUGGCAUGAGGAAGAAGCUGAAGAACUUGCCUGUAAUGAGGGCAAGCUCUGAUGAGUGGGGGCCGAUGACAGCCAGCACACGGGGUUGGUACUGUGUGUAGUUGCAGUAGGCAGCAAUGCUUUGACUGCCCACCUUGGCUAGGAACAUGAGACUGGGCUUCAUGGUGACCACUGGCUCGGAGCAUGUGUCAAAUAGGUCAUAGCCCAGUCGCAGCCCAGGGAGCAAGGCAGAUCCAUUGUUGAUCUCCUCCACAGCCAUCUUCAUAGCCAUGGCCAGGAACAAUCCAAGGGAUGAGAACCUGAGGCAACAUGGAAACUGCAGGUGGUCACCACCUCAUCUCCAGAUUGGGAGUACCACAGAUCCAAGGCUGCCAAGCUUCGGCUCACUCCCACCCCAGCUGCUAGCCUCCAUACCUGGUACACAGGAUGCCAUUGGGUUGUGUUCUCUGGUUGAGGGUGGCCUCCUCAGUUGAGCCCAGGGGAAAUAGCCCACCCAGUAUGUAGUCCCCUUGUGCCUUGAAUUGUUGUGAUAGACACAAAGAGGUCCCCAUCCCAAGCUCCAGGAAAGCAGCCAGGCUGAGGCCCAGGAUAGCCAAACCUGGCAUGGUAGGUAGAAGUUUCCAGCACUGAAAUAGAUGGGUUUGUGGGGCUGGAGCCACAGAUGUACUGAGUCAAGGGGAGGGAACAGUGAAUUUGUUUAGCAAAACCAAUGCUGUGCUUGGCUGCCAAGCCCGAAGGAGCUCCGGUGAUAUAUGCAAUAUUCCCAGGCCUGGUGUUUUGUGUAUACUCGACUCCAUAUCUAAUAAAUUCUGUCCAAGAGUGAUCCAGUAAGC
Mastomys coucha (southern multimammate mouse) is the source of this 5698-nucleotide messenger RNA. RefSeq names its product dishevelled segment polarity protein 1 (gene Dvl1). The transcript has 16 exons. The record is from RefSeq and is a predicted model, not a curated record. The coding region runs from base 1 to 1851 and encodes 616 amino acids. NCBI's taxonomy places the organism in Eukaryota, Metazoa, Chordata, Mammalia, Rodentia, Muridae. Gene Ontology annotation, biological process: intracellular signal transduction; canonical Wnt signaling pathway. Gene Ontology annotation, cellular component: cytosol. Gene Ontology annotation, molecular function: frizzled binding.